AUGGGCAACGUACCAUCUUUCGACAAGCAAUCACAGCGUGGUACCAUAAAUCCGUGGAGGAAGUAUGGAGCCUUGAAGAAACUCCAUGAGAUUGGUGGGAUCGCUCCUCCCGGAAAUACGAAAUUUGAUCGAAAAAACAAAGAAGCUUUUAUCAGAAUCAAGGUCAGUUUUUACGGCAUAUCAGUGUUGUCCUAACU
This is a messenger RNA of Cylicostephanus goldi, 197 nucleotides long. Lineage: Eukaryota; Metazoa; Nematoda; Chromadorea; Rhabditida; Strongylidae. The record is from the annotation of a GenBank genome assembly.